UACACGUAAGAUAUAUAUAAAUACUUAAGACAUAUACAUAUACACAACCAGAAGACAAGGAAUGGAACAUCAGCAUCACGAAGGAAAUACUAGUGAAAGACAGACUAACUAUAGUGAUAAUCUGACUACUUUCAACGAAAUAAAUACCAAUUCCAGCGAAAGACAAGAUACUUCCAGUGAAAAAAAGAUUACUCUCAGUGAAAUACAGGCCAGUUUCUGUGAAAUACAGACCAAUUCCAGUGAAACAGCGCAAAGUCCAAGAUGGCUUAAAUGGUUUAUUCUUGUUAUUUCUUAUAUCAUCAACGUCAUCGUAACAGGUAUAGUGUUCUCUUUUGGUGUUCUUUACGUGAGACUUUUGGAUGAAUUCAAGCAGGGCAAAGCCCGUACGGCAGCCGUCGGUUCAAUAUCCAUUGGAUUACUUUUUGGUGUUGGUCCAGUUGCAGGCCUUCUAGUCAAGAGACUCCACUCACGUCCAGUUGCAAUAUUUGGCUCAGUUAUAUCAUUCAUAGGUUUACUUACAAGUUCCUAUGCCAAUACUCUUCUACAACUCUACGUGCUGUAUAGUAUACUAGCAGGAAUUGGUUUCGGUUGCUUGAAUCUGACGGCAAUUCUAUGUGUGACGGAACAUUUCCAGGAAAAGCAAGGUCUUGCCUGUGCAAUAUCAUCGAGUGGUUGUGGAGUGGGAAAUAUCAUAUUUCCUAUUAUAAUCAGCGAGCUGAUAGCCUCGGUUGGCUGGCGACCAUCAAUGCAGUUCCUAUCUGGUAUUCAACUAGUUACUGGUCUUUGUUCUCUUUUGAUGUUCCCUAAAAGAAAUAAAUUCUUUCCUUGUUGCCAAUUUCGGAAAAAAUCGACUAAAAGAAUAUCAAACUCGUUUAAUGUCAAUAUUUACCCUAAUAUUUCGGCAGUUCUGAAAGAUUUAUGGAUGGAUGGUUUGAUCGAUAUGAAAUCAAGUUUUCACAGUAAAACGAAACGAGGCUCGAGCGUAAAUUACAUUCAGUUUCAUUCCUCAUCAACAAAUGUUAUUAAAGACUCAGGAGAUUUUCAAACAGGAACGAAGAGACACAUGUGUACUGAUGAGCAACAUUCCAGUACACAAUCUAAUUCUAUCUCAACUGUUGAUAGAUAUUCUUUAGAAUAUUACCAAAGCUUUUGUGCAAACGCCAUGAAAGGAAAUCAUUUGGUGGAAAAGCCUUCAAAAAAUGGAGAGCAAAGUUUCACGGGAAAGAUUCAUAGAUGUUGGAACUGUAUAAAAAAUUGUCUCCGUGAUGUUAAUAUCUUCAAAAAUACAAAAUAUCUAGUGCUUUUCUGCUCCUGUUUGCUGUCAGCUACUGGCGCUGGAGUUCCUGCUAUUAUCAUAUUGGACUAUGCUGAGUCAUUUGGUACAACCACAAAGAAAGCCGCCAUUUUAGUGUCUGUAAUCGGAAUCACUGGAUUUGUCGGUCGACUACUAGCUGGAGCAGCGUCGUGUUAUUCAAAAUUGAACAUCUUAAUGCUCUACACCGUGGCCAUGUUACUGAGCGGCGUGUCAACUCUUCUUAUUCCAUUGCUGCAACACUUCUGGUUUUGCAUGCUAUUCUCUGCUUUUUUUGGACUUUUCUAUGGAAUAACAGCUGGAUUAGACCCGUCCAUAUUGGCUUAUAUUGCAGGCAAAGAUAAUAUAGCUGUAUCGUUCGGUUUUUUCACACUGGCACUUGGAGUCGGUAGUACUGCCAGUGCUUCUCUUGCAGGUUUAUUACGAGACCUGACUGGACACUAUAGAGGUUCAUUUUAUUUGGCUGGAGUAUUUUUGUGCACUUCAGCCUUGUGUGUAUUGCCAUUGGCGAUAUUAUCGCGACAGAGACAACGAGAGCUAAAAGAUGUCCCUCCAUGUAGCUGUAUCAUAUUAACAGGAUAUCACGUAAUACACUGACGCAUGUAGAACUAUAAACAUAAGGCAAUUAUAAAUAUGAACAUUUGCAUUUAGUUAAACAUUAAUUUCUUACAUUCGCACAAUUACACACAUUUCACAACGUCGAUAUUGAAAGAUGAAAGACGUAUACAAUCCAAGCGGGAUUUGGAUCCGUAACACUAAUAAAAUAUUUUAUCUUAUCAAAUUU
Messenger RNA from Octopus sinensis (East Asian common octopus), 2096 nucleotides. Its product is annotated as monocarboxylate transporter 10-like. Gene Ontology annotation, molecular function: monocarboxylic acid transmembrane transporter activity. Gene Ontology annotation, biological process: transmembrane transport. The transcript has 4 exons. Bases 62 to 1909 code for a protein of 615 amino acids. The record is from RefSeq and is a predicted model, not a curated record. Lineage: Eukaryota; Metazoa; Mollusca; Cephalopoda; Octopoda; Octopodidae.